AUGGAAGAAAGCAGAUUGAAAAUCUACUUCACAGCUCCGAAUUGUAAGGCUUUAGAACUUGAAAUUUCACCCUUUUCUUACCUGACCUUGGCAAGAAAGCACUGCAAAAAACAGAGAGCUAAGGAUACCUACGGCUCUGCGUUCUGCAUGAAGUCCAUGCAGGUUCGGCAACUACAGUCAACGAACCUGCACUUGAGACACCCGAAACAGACACAAGAAGUGCAACCAACACAUGUAGAUGAGCGAGGACAGCCUCUGCGGCUUUUACGGCUGACGAAACCUGCGCUCUCUUUUGCAUUUGCAGCAUCGGAUGAACUCGUCACGAUGAAAAAUUCUCCUCAUCGACCCACUUGCCCCAUUCGUUGCAUGCUUAUAAUAUUUGAGCAGUUUAGUCCUCCACAAUGGCACUUUCUUGUCAUUAACAAGCACCCAGAUAUGGCUUGGCCAGUUGCUCGUGCCUUCCCUGCUGCAGUGCUUCUCAAACUCAUAGGGAGUUAA
This is a messenger RNA of Dovyalis caffra, 498 nucleotides long. NCBI's taxonomy places the organism in Eukaryota, Viridiplantae, Streptophyta, Magnoliopsida, Malpighiales, Salicaceae. The record is from the annotation of a GenBank genome assembly.